Mytilus trossulus (common blue mussel) is the source of this 4081-nucleotide messenger RNA. RefSeq lists its product as uncharacterized. Lineage: Eukaryota; Metazoa; Mollusca; Bivalvia; Mytilida; Mytilidae. The transcript is spliced from 3 exons. The record is from RefSeq and is a predicted model, not a curated record. The coding region runs from base 311 to 2785 and encodes 824 amino acids.
AUGCACACACAUUUGUACUUUAUUUGUCAGAUUUAACAUAAAGGUGUUAGUUCACCUAUGACAAAUUAUAAAUAAAAGACAUUUUUAAGGUGUGUGAGAAUUUAAAUCCCAAGCAAAGCAAAGUACACACAUUUAACUUUGAUGUGAACGUCAACAAGCUGCCACUACAACCCGUUGAUGUUUUAGUUAUUUUAUCAUCCGAAACGACAAAAUAAUUGGUAAAAGUAAAUUUCAGUCACAUAUGUCUACAAUCUUUGAUAAUUAUAUGGAGUGAAAUAGUGUUAAACUGUGAUUCUAAGGAACACGCAGAAUGAGUAACCCAUUGAAAAGGCGAUUGGAACAACAGGGUCAGUCAGAAAGAUUGAAUAAGAAGAUGUUUACAAACGAGGAAAAUGAUAGCCUAUGGCUAUAUGACGUCCUUGAUUACAUUGGAGCGAAUGAAGAAUUUCGAAAGACUUGUCGAUGUACAUACAUUAGCGCUGAGAUUAUGGCAACGUUCGAUAACGUUAAUAGCUUCUAUUACUUCGGAAGUUUAUGUGAAGGUGCAUUUACACCAGGUCAUGCAAAAGAUGAGGAUACGAUUGAAUGUAUGGACAGAUUUCCGAUAAUCGAGGACAUAUUAAAAGAUAACAGCGACUACGAUUACUCUUUAUUAAUGAUCACGGAAUCCUAUACACCAGUUGGAUAUUUCAAACUGCAAUUUGUAAUAGACGGAAUAGGACAAACAGAAAAAGAUUGGCCAAACUUACAACAGGAUUGGAGAAAAGAAGUUUUCCAAAUUGAUAUUAAAGGUAGACUCGUUUUAUCUGAUUUAUCGACAGUAAUCAACAAUGAUUGUUUUUCAAGACAAAAGAAUAAGCCUGCUCUAACAAAUACAGGUGGGGAUAUAGAUCUUGUUAGAUCCUAUCGUUGCAGAACAUGGCCAACAAUUGCAAAUGAAUGGCUAACCCGGCGUAGGUGUAAUGGAUGGCCCACAGACGACGCGAUUCAAGAGAUGAAAUUGUUUGGAUUCUUUGUUAUAAAAAAAGGUCACCCUUUUUCAAAAGAAAUAGACUUAGAAUGGAGAAUAUCUUUUUCUCUUCAAGAACGACAACUCAUGUUUAGUUUGACAGAUGUUCAACACAAAUGUUACAUUGUUCUUAAAAUGUUAAACCAAGAUAUAAUCAAAUUAAAAGAGUUCACAUCAUACCAUUGGAAGACAUGUUUAUUUUAUGUUAUAGAAGAAAAUGACAAUAAUGUGUGGGAAAAAAAACAACUUUUUAAUUGUGUCAAACUGUGCAUCAAACAAAUGUUAAAGUGGGUAAAUUGUGGGUUUUGUCCUAACUACUUUAUUCCAGGAGACAACUUAUUUGAUGGAAAGAUGAAUAACAAUCUGCGAUUAAAUGCAGCAACAGCAUUAGAGAACAUUUUAAGUAUGGGAUUUGAUUGUUUUCUUCACGUUCAAUCUAAUAAUAUAUGCAGAUAUGUGGAAUCACGAAAAUCUCCAGAACAGUCUCAACUUCUUCAGUCACAGAGUAUAAAAGCAUACCGAGAACAUAUGAUCGAGCUGAAAUUAUAUGUUUUCAAAUUAUUGGCUAUAGUUUUUAAUUACAGAACUCUUCAGCUUUAUUAUAAUGAAUCUGAAGAAAGAACUGAUAUCUUCAUAAAGUUGCUGUGGGAAAAACUACGUCGUAUUGAACGAACCAUAGAAUUGAGAAUGGAAAUGGGGAAUGUGCCAAAGAGACAACAAAGAGACAGCACGGUUACAUACCACGGAAUAGAAAUAACAAAGUUUGCUCUAGGUCAACUGAAACCCCAUAUCUUAAAUUGUUUAGCUAGUAGUAUUUCAGCAAUGGCUAUCCAACAUCCGAAUCAACAGGUUCGUGAUUUUCUUUUGUUCGGAUCUUUUACAUUAUUCAGGCUAGGGGGUUUGAUAGGACGCAUGAAGUUUGUCUCCGUACUUUACGCUAUUGGGUUGCUUACAGACUGUGAAUGGUUCAUUGACGAAUUGAAUGUGGAAAAUACAUUAAGUAUACCAUCAUUGUGUUUUUGUAGAGAUAGACCAGGGGAAUACGAAAUGACAAUUCAGAAUGUGUUAAAUAAUGCAAAUGAAGACGUGCACGUGGUAACUUGCAUAUAUUUCUUACCAUCUGAACUCAAAAUUACCCCACAUGGCAUGAAAAAUGAAAUGUUUAGACAUUGUGGUACUAGUGUAGACGACACAACAAGAUCCAUGCUGCCUAAUCGAUGGCAUUAUAGGGCUGUUGUUGAUUGCAACACUUUCUUUGUCUACCUAAAAUAUUUGAUAAAACAGGACCUCAAUAAGCUCACAGAAGCCGGUAAAGCUUUCAAAACUUUAAACAAUUUUGUGGUAAUAGGCUCAAAUGUCAAGCAUGUUGAUGUAGGUCAUAAUUUGAUUGCUCUUCAUUUGCAAUUUUUGGCACCUUACAUGUUAUCUUAUCUGAGGGUAUCAUGGUCUUUUACUACACGGUGUUGGGAAGAAAUUACAAAUUCCGACGAAUCGAAAAAAAAGGAUUUAAAAAUUUUAAUCUUAGGCGGAUUGAAUCGGACACAGUACCAGUUUAAUGCAGCAAAGUUGCAUGCGCUAGUGCUUUUGUACAACACAUGGUUUGCAAAAGAGCGGCCCCAUCGCGAUUUCUGCUUUAAUUGUUUUUUGAUAAGAGAUGUAGAACAUUUGACAUGUAGCUUAUGUCAAAUAGCCACAUAUUGUUCACCACAAUGUCAAAGAGAGAAUUGUACGAUUCAUAAAGAGGUUUGUAGAAUUGUACUGUCGAGGCAUAAAUGAAAUUGCACAAUAUAUUAGAAAUCAUAAUUAAAGGAAUUACUAAUAAGUUAAAUAAUUUUAGUUAUGUUGAAAGCAAGUAUUAAUAUGCAUACCUAUGAAUAACGAAUAUCUAUUAUUAAAUCUGCUGUCCGCCAAUGCAAAGCAGUCACAUACAUUAUUUUCCAAAACACUGUCAAUAGGUCAAGUUGAUUGUUUAAAGGGCUCUUUUCUAAACUGCAAGAAUGUUAAUUCUUGCCAUAUAUUUACUUCAGAACAAGUGUCUAUUAUUUCGUUCUUUUAAGAAAGAUAAUAUAACUGAGAGUUGUAUUGUAUCUAGCACCUGUACGACACAAAAUGGAAAACACCUGAUUUUUAACUUUCGUGAACUCGUAUAAAUUCAAUAUUGGCAAGAGUAUGAAUUAUUCUAAAUACUAAGGAUUUUCUUAUCACAGGCAGAUAAUCUUAGACGUAUUUGGCACACCUUUUUGCAAUAGUGGGUCAUCAAUGCUCUUCAACUCUGUUUUGCGGUUUUUGCUAUUUUGAAUUGAGCGGCACUGGGGAAUCAAAAGACACAACACGCGUCUGGAGUAUCAAAUUAUAAGCCUGGGAACUUUGAUAACUAUUAGCGUGUUAUUUUCACAAGUUAUAUUGUAUUGUUAAUGUGUGUGUUUCUUUGUCUUGAAUGUUCUACAAUUUAUUUGUAUUGUAGUCCUGUCAUAUAAUGUUGUCGCUUAAGAGUUACAUUUAGCAUUGCCAUCAAGAUUGGAGGUUUGGCUAGCCACAGAACCAGGUUCAACCCACCAAUUUGUCUUUAAAUGUCCAGUAACAAGUCAGGAAACUGGCUACUGUUAUCUUAAACAUGUUACAGCUCGUUUCUGUGUGGGUUGCAUUUGAGUGUUUCUGUUGUGUCGUUGUUGUAUAAUAUUUGAUUUGGUUCUCUCAGUUUUAGUUUGGAACCCGGAUUUGUUUUUUUCUCAAUCAAUUCAAACGGCGGUAUGCUACUGUUUCCUUUACUUAUUCAAAUUUGUUUUGAGUGCAUUAAUUGAUGUUUUUUGUUUGUUUAAAUUGUGUAAACAAUAAGCUUCUACCCAACAUUAUAAUUGUUAAUUGCAAAAAUAUACUAAUUGGUAUAAGACGGUUCGAAAAAUCAAUGCCAUGUUUCAUUCGUUUUAAAGACCCAGAUUUUGUAUAUAUUGUACUAAUAAGCUACUGUAUAUAACUGCAGUUGAUUUUAAUAACUAAUGCAUGCAUAAAGAUUAAACUUUGUUAAAUUAAAUAUAGAAAUUAAUUUUAAAAUAAUAUAGUUAUUUUUCUUAA